UGUUGUAACCGUUUACAACUGGAUGCUAAGCGAGCUGCAUGUUCCGUUGUAAAGGGAAUUGGAGGCUCUAGUAAGUCGAUCCAGGGUUCCGUGAAUAUUUCGUUUUCUUCACGCUUUGAUCGAAACGUCAGUUUCGUUAUGGAGUCCUUGGUGGUGGAUAAAGUAACUGAACGCCUGCCUACUGUCGCAGUUGAUGUUUCCGCACUUUCUUACUUAAGAAACCUACCUUUGGCUGAUGAUACUUACGCAGUCCCUGGAGAGAUUGAGAUGUUGAUCGGGGCUUCAAUUUUCCCGCAUCUUUUGUUGCCCAACAAGGUUCAAGGUCAACACGGUCAUACUACCCCGUGCGCCCUGGAAACCGUACUCGGUUAUGUCAUCGUUGGUUUCGCACCCGCUUUAAUUGAAAAUUACGCUACCGUUUCGUACUGUUGCGCCGCUGAUUCGAUGGAAUACGUCGUUCGUAAAUUCUGGGAAAUGGAGGAGGUCAACGUACCCCCUAUUCUCAGUCCUGACGAUAGGGAAUGUGAAGAAAUCUAUACUCGCACCACCGUCCGUGAGAAAGACGGUCGAUAUGUUGUCGCGCUCCCCUUCAAGGGUGAUGUUUCUUCGCUCGGUGACUCGCGUCUCAUGGCUGAAAGGCGCUUUAUGUGCCUGGAGCGCAAGAUGCAAUCCCUACCAAAGUUAAGGAAAGCUUACGACGAUGUGAUUUAUGAAUACCUGGAUAAGGGUUACAUAUCAGAAGCACCGCCUGAAACAGAUAACGGUAAUGACGCACCGUCUUAUUUUAUUCCGCAUCAUGGGGUCAUUCGGGAAGAUAAGGUUACUUCCAAACUUCGCGUCGUGCUAGAUGCUAGCGCUAAGACUAGUACGUCUGUGUCCCUCAAUGAUAUAUUGUACGGUGGUACAAACUUGCAAGGGAACUUGUACAAGAUUUUAAUAAAUUUUCGGCUAUUUCGUAUAGCGCUCUCCGCUGAUAUCAGACAAAUGUUUUUGUGCAUUGGCAUUCGUGAUUGUGAUCACAGAUUUCAGCGCAUUUUGUAUCGUUUCACGCCUGAAGAACCUCUUAAGAUCUAUCAGUUUAAUCGUGUUUGUUUUGGUUUGAAGUCAAGCCCCUUUCAUGCUUUACGCACUAUCAAACAGCUCACAGCUGAUGACGGCGAUUCCUUUCCCAAGGCGAAGGAAACCGUAGAGACCGGCUUGUAUAUGGACGACUUCGUCUAUUGUGUCGAUAAUGAAGAUGAAGCCGUAGACACCACUUCAGAAGUUAUAGGACUUAUGAAGGCUGGCCAAUUCGAUCUCGUCAAAUGGACUAGUAACUCGCAAAGAGUUCUAGAUUCCAUUCCGCUAUCGCACCGUCUUUCUUCCGUUAAGGAAUUCGAUGAAAGAGAGAGCUCCAAAUCCAAAGGCUUCAAAGAACUGCGAUGUAACGAAGCCGAUGUAAGUCUCAGCCAAGAUUCUGAGGACUCCAAUAGAAGCUGCAAUGGUAACGGUGAUGACCAUGGCAGUGCGCCGACCCCAGUGGUCGGAGAUGUAGCCAAUGAUGGGUAG
Messenger RNA from Pectinophora gossypiella (pink bollworm), 1548 nucleotides. RefSeq lists its product as uncharacterized. The transcript has 2 exons. Bases 139 to 1548 code for a protein of 469 amino acids. The record is from RefSeq and is a predicted model, not a curated record. NCBI's taxonomy places the organism in Eukaryota, Metazoa, Arthropoda, Insecta, Lepidoptera, Gelechiidae.